AUGGCUGAGCUUACACAGCUUGAACGAAAGCUACACAGCUAUCAGGUCAUCCUCUGGUAUGCGCCGGCCUUCCCGCCGCGGCUGAAACAAACCUUCGAACUGGAUUGGGGCGCAACACAAGGCCAGCCGGACGCCGUGAGCAAGAGCAGCGUGUACAGAGAGUACGUCGACAUGUGCCGCAGGGAGGGCCGACCGGCCCUGUUCACGCGCGCCGUCGUGGGCAAGAUGGUCAAGCGCGCCUUCCCCGACGUGCGCACCAAGCGCAGCGGCCCGCGCCACAGCGUCACUCAGUACUACCUCGGCCUGCGUCGCUCCGUCAUGACCUAUGACCCCCGACCGGUCCCAGCCGCGGGCUGCAGCGACGACGCGCUCGCUGUGCCUCCGGUCAAGGAGGAAGUUGGCGUUAGCGACGUACUUGACCGCGAUCCCGGGUCGUCGGGCUCGUGCGAGUGGAGCGUCGCCAACCCCUCCACAGACCCACAGCAACAACAAGACAUGGCCGGCCACGACGACUGGAAGGACCUCGAGAGGCAGUGGGACUCGACCUUCACCCAGCGAGUGGUGACCACAACAACGCUGGACCGCUGGACGACGUCGGCCGUGGCAACACCGUCUGCGGCGGGAGACGACGAGGACCUCGACCGACUGCUGGCCUGGGCCGACACUUUGGCGGCCCAAGACGAGGACGCGCUGCUGUUGCUCGCGCCGGACGUGUGCCCCAGCCACUCCCCGUCUUGGUGA
Messenger RNA from Acanthamoeba castellanii str. Neff, 741 nucleotides. RefSeq lists its product as uncharacterized. Bases 1 to 741 code for a protein of 246 amino acids. The transcript is spliced from 2 exons. Gene Ontology annotation, biological process: regulation of DNA-templated transcription. Gene Ontology annotation, molecular function: DNA binding. NCBI's taxonomy places the organism in Eukaryota, Discosea, Longamoebia, Acanthamoebidae. The record is from RefSeq and is a predicted model, not a curated record.